This is a messenger RNA of Closterium sp. Naga37s-1, 1968 nucleotides long. NCBI's taxonomy places the organism in Eukaryota, Viridiplantae, Streptophyta, Zygnematophyceae, Desmidiales, Closteriaceae. The record is from the annotation of a GenBank genome assembly.
AUGAGCAUUUUCACUUUUAUUCCUAGCUCUUUCCCAAACAUCGCAUUUGGACCUAUCGCCUUCCGCGUCCCCCACGCUUCUCCCCACCGUCUCUCACACACCUCCCCACGCACACGCCCACUCUUCCCACCGUCGCCCAAGCUUUCCCCCACCGUCGCUUCCCCUUAUCGCCGCUCACGCUUCCUCCGGCCUUCCCCCACACCGUCGCUCACGCCUUUCCCCACCUUCCCUCACGUUUCCCCUCUCAUCGCCCACGAUUCCUCCCACCGUCGCCCACGCUUCGGAGCACCGUCACCCACGCUUUCCCCACCGUCGCCCACGCUUCCCCCCACCGUCGCCCACGCUUCCCCCCACCGUCACCCACGCUUCCCCCCACCGUCGCCCACGCUUCCCUCCACCGUCGCCCACGCUUCCCCCCACCGUCGCCCCCGCUUCCCCCCACCGUCGCCCACGCUUCCCCCCACCGUCGCCCACGCUUCCCCCCACUGUCGCCCACGCUUCCCCCCACCGUCGCCCACGCUUCUCCCCACCGUCGCCCACCGCCACCGUCGCCCACCGCCACCAUCCAGCACCCUUCCGUCGCAUACACGUUCAUUCAUUACCCCUUCCCUCAUCUCCCCAUUCCUCAUCUCCCCUUCCCUCAUCUCCCCAUUCCUCAUCUCCCCUUCCCUCAUCUCCCCAUCCCUCACCUCCUCAUCCCUCACCUCCCCAUCCCUCUCCUCCCCAGCCCUCUCCUCCCCAUCCAACACCUCCCCAUCCCUCAUCUCCUCAUCCCCCUCAUCUCCCCAAUCCGCCUCACCCCAUUCCGCCCCGCCCCACCCCAUUCCGCCCCACCCCUUUUUGCCCCACUCCAUUCCGCCCCACCCCUUUCUGCCCCACCCCAUUCCGCCCCACCCCAGCCUCCUCCCCAGCCUCCUCCCCACCCUCCUCUCCAGCCUCCUCCCCACCCUCCUCCCAGCCUCCUCCCACCCUCCUCCCCAGCCUCCUCCCCACCCUCCUCCCACCCUCCUCCCCACCCUCCUCCCCACCCUCCUCCCCACCCUCCUCCCCACCCUCCUCCCCACCCUCCUCCCACCCUCCUCCCCACCCUCCUCCCCACCCUCCUCCCCACCCUCCUCCCCACCCUCCUCCCCACCCUCCUCCCCACCCUCCUCCCCAGCCUCCUCCCCAGCCUCCUCCCCACCCUCCUCUCCAGCCUCCUCCCCAGCCUCCUCCCCAGCCUCCUCCCCAGCCUCCUCCCUAGCCUCCUCCCCAGCCUCCUCCCCAGCCUCCUCCCCAGCCUCCUCCCCAGCCUCCUCCCCACCCUCCUCCCCACCCUCCUCCCCAGCCUCCUCCCCACCCUCCUCUCCAGCCUCCUCCCCACCCUCCUCCCCAGCCUCCUCCCCAGCCUCCUCCCCAGCCUCCUCCCCACCCUCCUCCCCACCCUCCUCCCCACCCUCCUCCCCAGCCUCCUCCCCACCCUCCUCUCCAGCCUCCUCCCCACCCUCCUCCCCACCCUCCUCCCCAGCCUCCUCCCCACCCUCCUCCCCACCCUCCUCCCCACCCUCCUCCCCACCCUCCUCCCCACCCUCCUCUCCAGCCUCCUCCCCACCCUCCUCCCCAGCCUCCUCCUCAGCCUCCUCCCCAGCCUCCUCCCCAGCCUCCUCCCCAGCCUCCUCCCCAGCCUCCUCCCCACCCUCCUCCCCACCCUCCUCCCCAGCCUCCUCCCCAGCCUCCUCCCCACCCUCCUCUCCAGCCUCCUCCCCACCCUCCUCCCCAGCCUCCUCCCCACCCUCCUCCCCACCCUCCUCUCCACCCUCCUCCCCACCCUCCUCCCCAGCCUCUCUUCCUCCCCUCCCUUCUGCUUCUCCCCCAAGCGUCCUCCCUACCUCCCUUCCUCCCAUCAUCACUUCCUCCCUUCCUUCAUUCCUGCAUUCCUCACUUCCUCCCUUCCUCCGUCUGCUCUGCAUCUGGUUGUGCAUGUGCUAG